Molecule: messenger RNA, 734 nt
Organism: Nelumbo nucifera (sacred lotus)
Lineage: Eukaryota; Viridiplantae; Streptophyta; Magnoliopsida; Proteales; Nelumbonaceae
Product: small ribosomal subunit protein uS8my-like
Biological process (GO): translation
Cellular component (GO): ribosome
Molecular function (GO): structural constituent of ribosome
Source: RefSeq, a predicted model, not a curated record
GAAAUCAAGUGACCUCCCUUCAUUAGAGUCAGAGAGUUCCGGCGCUUUUGCGGAGCGGGCUAGCCGCUAGUGGGGAAGGAAGAGAAAAGUUUUCUUGGGUAACGGGUGAGAAGUAGAGAUGGGAAGGCGAAUACUAAACGACGCAUUGAGAACGAUUGUUAAUGCAGAGAGGAGAGGAAAAGCUACUGCACAGUUGCAGCCCAUAUCGACCGUCAUGACUUCCUUUCUCAAAAUCAUGAAGCAUCGAGGAUAUAUUAAAGAUUUUCAAGUAUUUGAUCCACAAAGAGUGGGUAAGAUAACUGUUGAAUUACAAGGCAGGGUCAAUGACUGUCGGGCCCUCACGUAUCGACAAGACAUCAAGGCAAGGUACAUUGAAGAGUAUAGGUUACGCACACUUCCAACACAACAGUGGGGUUAUGUUGUUAUUACAACUCCAAAUGGUGUUCUGGAUCAUGAAGAGGCCAUCAGACAGAAUGUUGGAGGUCAAGUUCUUGGUUAUUUUUAUUAAAUGUUUAUGUGGUAGGACAAAAAGAGAGAUGAUUUCUCAUGUCUUUUGUGUGAGAGACUAGUUAUUCUGAUAAGAGGUUAGCUUCCCUCUGCUCACCAGUUGUGCUCAGCACCUUUUAUCAAUUGAUGAUAAUAUCAAACUUCGGUUCUUUGUUCCAAUAAUUCUUGAACAUCAAUGUUAGAUAUUUAUACUUCAGCAUGACAAUAUCACUCUCUUUUGAUGUGGA